Messenger RNA from Xyrichtys novacula (pearly razorfish), 14463 nucleotides. NCBI's taxonomy places the organism in Eukaryota, Metazoa, Chordata, Actinopteri, Labriformes, Labridae. The record is from the annotation of a GenBank genome assembly.
GAUUACUCAUGCCUGGGUGUCCAUCGGCAGCAGUGGAUUUCUGACAUGCUUCUCUUCGCUCGUCUUUACUUCAGUGUUUAACAUGAUCUCCUCCUCACUUAGCCUCUCAGAAAUUCAACACAGGAUAGAUGAAGUGAAGCGGUUUCUGUCUGUGACUCUCAGCAUCGCUAACGCGCACACUGUGGAGUUUUACACUCAUGGUGUGUGGGAGCGGUUUGUGGCCGUGUCACCUCAGGAAGUUCUGUCAACCAUCAGCUCCGACAGUGACCAGCAGAGGGAGCUAGAGCACUGCGCGAAAGGUGAGUAUGAUUGCUUUUUUAGGAUCAGACAACAGUGAUGGAUUUUAAACAUAAUACUGGGGUGAUAUUUUUAUUUACCCAUCCGAGACUGAAUAGACUCUCAUACUUUCAAAUCACUCCUAUAAACACACCUUUUAAAUGGGCAACCUCUGACCCUCUUAUAAUAUUUAUAUCACUACCUACUAGUCAACCUAAACUACUCAUCAUCCUCAUAAUUACUAAAGAGAUUUAUCAUUAGCAUCAACUGCCAGUUUUGGUUUGUUGAUGCAUUGUUGAAGAAUUUCUGUUCUCUCUUUUGGAACAAUUUCUGUAAGUAUUUGACAUUUUCAUCAAGAUACACAGUACUUUUGUAGUCAUACCUCCAAGUAAUUUUCAACAGUAUUUAUUAUUAUUCCAGGCUUUAAGAAAUCCAAUCUGUAUAUGGUUCAGGUUCUUUGGAGCAUCAGUAGCAUUGUACUUGUUCUUUUUGAGAUUUUCUCCCUUUUUCCUCCCAAAACAGAAAAAUCAAAGACCACAUUUGGGUUUUGCAGUGACACAAACCGACUUGUUGAUACCCAUGAACUGCUGGAGGCGGCCAAGUCUCACUCUCUCCCCGGCCUUGGAGUCUGUAUGAGCAGAGAUGAGCUACUGCGGGCCCUUGGAGAGAGGGGGGUGGAGAGAGGUAGGAAAAAACAGAUGAGAGAGGAGGGGACCAGUCAAGAAUUGACUAUCAUAGUCCUGAUGAAUAUCUUUUGUGGCGUUUUUUUUCCCUGGUCUGUGUAAUCCAGGAGCUGAGCUGGAGCCAGAUGAGUUUAUGAACUCCAAGAAAUCUCAUGAGGUGCAGUCCAUGUCAGAGGUGGUGGCCUGUUUGGCCCGGCGCUGUGGAGUCAAACAGGUAGAGGGAAAAUUCAAACUUAGAACCCACACAGAGGGUUGUCGUGUCCAAGAGUUUGAUUUAUCCCCUCUGUUUGUCUCCCGACCCAGGUGAUAGACGUUGGCUCUGGGAAGGGCUACCUGAGCUCCUUCUUGUCUCUGCAGUACGGCCUCCAGGUCUACGGCAUCGACUCCUCCAGCACCAACACCCACGGAGCUCAGGAGAGGAACAGGAAGUUAAAAAAGUUCUCCAGGGCGUACCAGAAAAGCUCAAAGGCCGCGAGGGUGCAGGGAGAGGCCUCACAUUCACCUCAGGAGGAAGUAGUAGAAAUGAAAAGAGACGAUGAAGCUGGGACUGUGGCUAAAGAGGAAGAGGAGGAGGAGGAGGAGGUAAUUGGCUUUCCAGACAUGACUUCUGCAGUGGAGAGGCCGUCAGAGCCACACCCAGAAACAGACGAGCUCUUCCUUUCUGCCCUCUCAGUGGAUGUAGUCCAGACUACACCUCCCAGAGUUCCCCCCAGCCAACUGAGUGCCGAGGAGAGGGAGAGGAGGAAGAGGGAGAACCUGGAGAGGAAGGCCAAAAACAGAAGUCAAAGCACAAGCACCAUGUUUUCCCCGCUCACAUCGUAUGUCACAGCCGAAACGGAACUACGAGAGCUCAUCAAUGAGCUGGAGGUGAGAAAAUACAAGAGUUAGACUUACAGCUGUUGAGCGAAGUUUUAUGGGAGAUUUUAGACCAUUUCUUUGAUUUUUGAAGCCCUCGAAUGGCAGAUCAGCAUCAGAGAGUUGAAGGGGAUUUUAGUGCCCGCCCUCCACAGCCUGGUAUUCACUGAUCGUACAUGGACAGUGGAUCAGAAAUAAGCUGCACCAACUCAUCGCUGAUGAAACACCUCACUCUGUAAGUUCACACUAAAAAGACCGCAGAAAGACCAUGCAAUAGUUCAACAUUAACUGGACGUUGACGUCUACAAAGGUUUUAAGUGACCUAUUAGUGGUAGCCAUAACAGAGCUGUCAGGAAGUGAUAGGAAACAAUUGUCAAUUGGUUCUCAUAUUUACUUUUUGGCAAAGAUUGCAAUUUUCUACUGCACACCACAGACUUUUUUUAAUAAACUUUAACCUUUUUUACCUUCCUCCUGUGUUAGCUUUUACUACGCACCCACCAUGUUAAGGGUCGGUUUCGACCUGUGUCUUAAAUCAGCUGUAAAUUACAGUAAAAACAUUUCUCUAUCAUCUAAUUUGGUUCUCAUCUCUAGGUUAGCUUGUUAGGCUUCAUUAUCCAAGAAAACAUUGCUUAGAAUAUUUUUUCUUAGUCAGUAUACCCUCACGCAGACAUCUAUACUGAAUUGAUCUCACAUGUCUUGACAUGCAUUGUUUUUUGUGCAGAGAAAAACACGGCAAAAUGAGAAUUUCCUAAAUCUCACAUGAUUGGAAGAGGAUCUGUUAGUGUGGUGCCUUACAGUGCACUAAUGAUUUCAGUUUUUGCUCCAAUUAUUAGAUAUUAAUCCAACUGGGUCAACAGUGACUCUAACACCACAAAGUGCCAUAUUUUUAAUAUGAGUAUUUUAUAAUUUAGUCAAUUUAAUUUUUUAAUUUUAUUUUGUUCAAAUAGAGGUUCCUGACAAAGUCAAAAAGCUAAUUUAAGUGGUUCUUUUAAGCAUUUAAAAAACAAAAACAGGUCGGUGCAGACCCUGUAGUGAUACCAUAGGACUAUCAUUCAUACAGUUAGUCUGAGAAGUUAGCACAAUUUUGGACCCAUGUGCAAAGUUUGGUUUUAUCGUAGGAAGGUGGAGAAUCAAACUCCCCUGCUUUUUAUUGGAGGUGGCAGCAGACAGUAUUCAACCAAAACUAAUAAAAGCCAAAAAGUAAUAACCAAAACCAAAUACUAAUAUGAGAAAAAUGACAUUUGUAGAAACCAGAGGGAUAUACUGUUUGUUUAGGAAGCAUGGGAGGUGCAGAAAUGAGGCUAGCUGUACGGCUUUCCCACAGCAGCUCCUGAGAUUAAAAAUCUGCCACAGCGCCUGGAGUUUGCAUUACUGGAGCAAGUGUGGGAUGUUACUGUGGUGCCAAAUGUGCAGCGCGUCAUCAUCAAUAAAUUUUGCCAUCGAUCUCCACCCCUCCGCUUCACUUACCCUCCUCUUUUCUUCUCUUCUUCUUUCUCUCGCGUGCUUUCUCCAAAUUCCAGGAUGCGGUCAUGGUCGGCCUGCACACGUGUGGCGACUUGGCUCCCAGCACCCUGAGGAUGUUUGUGGCGAAAGCCGAGCUGGCCGCAGUCUGCAGUGUGGGCUGCUGCUAUCACCUGCUGUCUGAGGAGUUUGAUCCUGCCAGACAGGGUAACCACACAAACACAGACUCACACACACAUACACUCAUAGUGGCAGUAACACUCGUAUUCACACAGGCCAGAAUAGAUUAGUGUGUCUGUCUGUGUCUGUGUCUGUGUGUGUCGUCCUCUGAUGGAACAGUCUCAACACAGAAACUCUUUUUGGUCUUUGUGGGAACUCUUUUCUGAGUUAGAGUCCCUUAAUUCUGACUCGGACACCUGCAGCCUUUCAUCACUUUGAUCCAGUUUGAAUAAAAAAAUCAUCCUCUCACAUGGGGCUGAAUGAUUUAUCACACUUGAAUAGCGAUCAAGACUUUGGUCAGCGAUCAAGACUUUGGUCGUCCGUAGAAUGAAAAAAAUGCAACUGACUGUGAUUUUGAUGUUUAAACCUCAUGCUCUUCUUCCCAUAGAAAUUUCCACUGUCUAUUAAAAAAGGCAGCAGCUUAACUGACAGCGACCUCUGCAGUAGGGCUGCACGAUAUAUCAUUUGAGCAUCGUCAUCAUGAUGUGCGACAGUCACAACGCAGAGCCUGAGAUGUAGGAGGCAAUGAACUCAUCGUAUUUGAAGGGUAGCUGACCGAGAUCCACUGCAUGUGACUCUGCAUGUGCUGUGCAGUGAUCCACCAAUCACAUUUGUUCCUUACUCAGUUGCCAAUCAGACUAACCUGCCAGCUGUCAAUCAAAAUCAGAGAGGAGGAAACCACGCCCCUGCACAUGGAGUGAGUCGGUGUCACUGCCGAUGUUGAGUCAAGAAAUGUAUGCCCACUGAGAAUUACUUUCAGGACAUUUCUCAUCACUGUUUAGCCCAACAAAUAAGUAUUGUAUGGGUUCUAAGUUGUACAUUUCCGUGGACCACUAUACUAUAAAUGGUGUGUGUUUUGCGAGGUGCAUGCAAUUCUCGGUGGGCAUGCGUUCCUCUGCAAAACACCAGUAAUAACGACAACGAUUGAAAAAUGAGCAACGAACAAGAGAAAACCACUGAAAAUGAAGACUUGUUGCCAAAAAGAAAAGGAAAGUCAGUUUUCUGGAAUUAUGAUGGAAUUAUGGAAUUAUUUUGGUUACGGGAAGAAUGAUGAAUUAUUGGCCCAAGACAGUGAAAGAAGCAACCCAGUCUCGCCCACCCUCCACGCAAAUGCACAAAUGAAGGGAAAGUGUGAAAAGAGAGGCUUUGAAAAGGUUUUCGGUUGACCAGAAGGUUGAAUCAGCAUUUCCAAUGUGGUGGCUGCCAUCGUUUGGCUUUAAAGCGGCUCUUCAGAAACCAGUAGGAGAUAUAUGUGCUGUUGUUAUCACCACUACAAUAUCAUGUAUGACAGAAAGAACCACCUGCCCCAAAAAGCAAGAUUAUCUCAACCUUUUAAUAGAGAAAGGAAUCAAUCUGGACUAGUUUGUGGUAUCUACUCUAGGCUUUUGGUUCAACCAAGCGUCCACACUGAAGAGAUUACCUCCUUUCACCACCAGAUUGGGGGUAAAUUCAGGCCAAAAGGCAGCAAAAUAAGCUGAAAUCAUCCUCAUGUCAUGCUCCUCCACUACCCACUUCAUAAGCUAUGAAAUUUCUACAUAUGUCCUCACGCAGAAUAAAGAGCCCCUCACUGAGGUUGAUACAUUGUCGCGUCAUUUCUUGUUAACAGCUUGACCUCGCAUCUUUGCGUCACCGAGACCCUCCAUCGCUGCAGCCAAGAACAGAAAAUGAUAUCAGGACGUCUGAUUGAAAACACUCCUCUCCACGCUUGUUUCCUGAACUCAGGCUUAAAUAAGUGAGCAAAGACAUUCACGCUCACUCACAUACACACUUGCACUCCUUUUCUGGCCUUACAGUGCAGUCUGGGAUGAGGGCCAGCUCCUGUGGUGGCCUGCCUCACCCCAAAAAGGAGCUAAAGAGCUGGAAAGCUUCAUUAUGAAACGGUGGUUGCUCUAUUAUGUGAUUACGUGAUCUGCUCAUUUAGGGGAAAUGUAUCCUCCAUAUUUAGCAUCUCAUGUGGAAUCAGACAGGAGCCCAGUCUUAAGCUGUUUCCACCUAAGAAUAACAAUCGCAAAUUUAAUGUCAGCGUCCUCACAAAAUAUCUUACAAAAACAUCUCAAAUAUUUGUCUUAAUGGGAAGCCACAUAUGAGUUCAACAGCCUUUCUAAAAUGUGGAAAAACAACCAACCAGCACCUUUGAGGCUCAAGUAAUUGUACAGUUUGUUUGUUGUAAUUGGCUAAACUUUGUGCUAGCUGGUGAGGAAGCAAGACAAGCUAGUUCAUCAUCCCAGCUCGCAAAAAAUUUUUUGUAGGAUGGUAGGGGAAGGUCCCGCCCUCCUCCGCCUCUUAUUGGGUAGAAGUGCUGGGCUGCGAUUGGUUAUUCCUUAUGGCUGUGACACGUCAUCGUCUGUCGGGUUAGAGUUAGGAUGAGGGUUAGGGGAUUUAGAAGUAGUGAUGGGCAUGGCGGUUCUUUUAGAUGUACUGAAUCACUAGAAUCAGUUCACCAAAAAGAUUUGUUCAAAAGAUUUGUUCACCAAAUCACUGAAUCAUGUAGUGCUUGGUGGGAGAAGCAUGUGACUCCGACCUCCUGAACUGAUACACAGCUGAACGUUUCAGAUUCAGUUCAAUUUAGGCAGUUUAGCAGUAAAAAAAAGGUAGUUUUGUCAGACAAAAACAAUUCCAGAGAGUGUAGUUCAAUGCGUGAUUCGUUCACUAAGUGAUUCAGGUGUCGGUGCAUGCGGUCCCUCGUUCGCUGGCUGCUCGACUGGCUAUGCUGUUUCUCACUUCAGCUCAACUGAAGUGGGAAACGAACGAAUCACUUGAGGAAGUGAUUCGGUUCAGUACGUUCACUUAAAAGAUUCAGUUCUUUUAAACGAAUCGUUCGCCAGUGACACAACACUAUUCAGAAGUGCGAUAAUGUUCUGUAAUGCUCUGUUCGAUGUACAGAGCCACCAGCUCACGUUUGGCUUGAGCGUGUGGUGAAGUUUCUAGCUUUUCUAGCCAAUCAGAGGCGAGGGAGGCGGGACUUUCCCCUACCAUCCUACAAAAAAAAUAUCACUCCCAGCUCAUCAUCUGAAGUCUUCAAUAAACUCCAAUACAUUCAGAACUCUGCUGCCCGCCUGCUCACCCGCACCAACUCCCGAGAACACAUCACCCCUGUCCUCCGAAAACUGUACUGGCUCCCCGUCUCAUACCGCAUACACUUCAAAAUCCUCCUGCUCACCCACAAAUCACUUAGCAACCUGGCCCCCACCUACCUCUCAGACCUGCUCCACCACUACACCCCCUCCCAUGCCCUCCGAUCCUCAGAGGGAAAUCUCCUUGCCCUACCCCCUCGGACCAAGCACCGAACUUGGGGGGGACAGAGCCUUCUCCACUGCCGCCCCCACCCUCUGGAAUUCACUCCCCAAACCCAUCCGAGACUGUACAGACCCCCACACUUUCAAAACACUCUUAAAAAAACACACCUUUUUAAAUUGGCUGUUAACCUGGGAACCGUUCUUUUAUAGUCUUCUCAUAUUGUGUUUUUUUUUUUUUUAACCUUUUACAUCGUUGGUUUUAUUUCUCAAAAUUUUCUGUAUUUUAAAUUGUGUUUUAAUUUAUUUUAUUGUAUUCUUUUUCUUUGUAAGGUGUCUUUGAGCGCCUGUUAAAGCGCGUUAUAAAUACAAUUCAUUAUUAUUAUUAUUAUUAUUAUUUAUUUAUUUAUCUUUUUUUAGAUAGUCUGCAGUUUUAUCAGCAGUUGAAUCGCAAAUUUUAAUAAUCAAUUUGAUUUUUAUUGGAGUACACAAAAAUUAAUUAGUUCUUAAGGGUGUGAGGCUAACUUAUGCUGUAGUUCUAUCAACUGUGAAAUCACAAAUUGUCAUUUUUACACUUAUUUUUGUGAACUCAGCAAAAAAAGUGUCAUGUUGAAUAUUUUUGAGCUUGAAAUGAGCUGAAAUGGGAGGGUUUUUUAGCUCAGUUUUACACCCCCUGAUGCCUCCUGGCUUUGGCAUCAGGUUUCACCAAGAGAAAUAAAAGUGGUGUUAAUUUUCUUAUCUUAAAAAGAGCCUUGAAGUCGAACUGGUUUUGUGGCUACUUGAGAGAACACAAUCAUGUAGCAAAUAGCUGAAACAGUCUUUCUGGUCCGGGUCGGAUGACAGAAAAUUUGUGGUUGUUUUUACUUUCCUCUUGAGCAAGUUGUUUAAGUUUCCUUGGCAAAUAUGUAAAAUUCAUGCCCUCUGAUUGCUGUUGUUUUCAAAGCCGUCAAUCAGUCAUUAUCUCCCCGUGCUUCCUCACAGAGUGCGCGCACAGUGUGUGUGGUUUCCCUCUGAGUCAGUACCUCCGCCACCAGUCCUGGUUCUGCGGCAGAAACGCCAGGAUGUCUGCGUGUUUGGUGAGUUCGGAUGACACCACGAAAAAAUGUGCAGAGCAGCGACUUUCCUGGAUAAACAUGUUAUUUUCUAUUGUAAUGGAUGGUUCUGUCUGCACACAUAGCAACAGUAAUGAGCCGACUCGAGACAGUUUUUUACUCACUGUUGGUCACGAUCGGGGCGUGCAAACAAGGAGCAAUUUGAAUAAGAGUGAAAUUGUAAUGUGAUGAAUACAACUAAAGCCAAAUUUUAAUAACACUUCACUUUUUCCCCAAAAAACAGGCACUGGAGAGAGUUUCCGUCGGCCAAGGAGUAAGUAGGCCUGCUCUCAAAUUGUAAUUAAUAUCAUGCAUUUAGUCGUCAUUGCACAAGAAUGUAACUGAAUUGCCUUUUUCCAAUCCAUCAUGACUUCAUACCAUCAAACCAAUCAAUCAAAUCGCUCCAAACCUCAAACACGGGCGUUCACUAUGGCACAAGUCUGAACUAUCUUCAUCCUUGAUCUCUUUCAUGCAAUCAAACAAUCAGCCUUUUUAAUUCUGUUGUUGUUCUCCUCAGACUUUGAUUCACUCUUGUGUAUUUAUUUGAAAAGUAGAGCUCGAGGCACCAGAGCUGAUACUCGAUACCAUCGCCAGCCAUUAAUACGGAAUGUUUUAUGAAUAUUAAUGCAAUCAAUGUGAGAUUGAUUACUUUUUGGAACCGGGGCUUGAUUGCUCUUGAGUCUUACAUGAGGCUUCGAAAGUGUCAGAAAAAUUCAUCAACUAUUCGCACAAAUGCCGAAUGACACUCUAGGGAAGUUUUUUUCUUGAAGCAAAGUUUAAUGAUGUUGAAUCGAGUUGGUUUUUUUUUUCCAGAUUCAGAUGGAGUCUUUGUUUUACCGAGCGGUUCUUCAUGUUAUUCUAAGAGAUCACUACAGCUCCUUCAAAAGGUAGAACACAGCAAUCGACAUCUGGCAUCAUUUUAUAUGACAAAUAACUGCAUGUACUGUCAACCUUGAUUUAGAUUUAUUAUAUAGAUGUGUAUUUUUUCACGGGAGCAGACAUUAGCAGUGAAGAUGGUGAAAUAACAUUUUAGAUCACAGCCACAGGUGUGUGAUGGUUGUUAUUUCUUAUUAUGGCAGCAGCAGCAGAAGUUUCACUCUAACUAUAGUGUGCCAAAAGUGAGCAGAAAAGGCUUGACUCUGAUUGGCUGCACAUUUCCACCAUGUUUGAUCUAGUAAAUAUGCUCACAGCUGAUCACCGUGAUCGAACUAAUAUUUAUCACAAUCAUUAAUCGCGAUCAUAUAAUCGCCCAGUCCUAGUGUAUUACAGUACCGCAGCUGGCCAGAAGGGGAAGCGCCAAAUGUUUUUGGUUUCACUUUUUGGAAGCUGUCACAUAAUAAUUAGUUUUGGACAGUUUAUGCUUCUAUCUUUUUUUUAACAUUUAUUUAUUCUUGUCUUUAUUUACUUUAGUUGAACAGCUGUGCCUGUGAACAGAGGUCCUCUUUCACUCACGUUUGCUUUGUCAUUCAGUCUCCAGAUACAAUUAAGUUUUAUGAUACUUUACAUCCAAGAAGGUGACUCUGUUGCACCCCUAAUGGACUUAUCAUGUUUUUUUUAAUGAGUUGUAGACAAUUUACUUGUCUUAAAGGACACCAGUCCCCCCACUGAUCUGUGACUUUCAUUUAAUGACCAACACCCGAACAACAUUGAUUACCCAUUACUCCGCUCUGAGCUGAACCGAUUUGUCACAGUUGAGUCCUGAAGAUGUGUUGAACUGUUCAAUUCUGACCACUUGGAAGUGAUCUAGAAAAUAGGAGACACCGCUAGAAUGUCAAGGGGUUCGUUUAUUUGCUUUUCUUUCUUUUGGCAGAAUUAAGACAUUCAUUGGCUGAUGUUCGUAUGUGUUUGCCCUGCAGUGAAAAGCGAGUUGGGAACGUCUACUCCAAGUCGAAAUCAUUCGUGGACUAUGUUCAUCGAGCUCUGCGCAGACUGGAUCUGGACGACUCAAAGGUCAGGGGUAAAACAUUACAUCCUUACUUUUGUAGAUUCCAGGCAUUAGGAUGUUGACGACUUCAUCGUGCGGUUACCCUGGGUAUCUAUAGCAAUGACGUAUUUCUGCCUGCGUUAUGUCACUGGCACCUCCAGAAGAAAUAAAACCUCUUUUCUUUCACUUCACAUUCACUUCAACUCCUCAUCACGACUCCCUUCGUCCAACUUUUAUUCUUUCUUGAAUCUCUCCUCCAGCUCUCCGACAGCCACAUCCAGGAGUACCACGACACUUUCAGGCCAAGAAAGGAAGAGAUGCAUGCCUUUAAUAUGGUAAGCUCUCUUUUUACUUUAACAUAACUGGUAAGCCUUUUUAUUAUCUUCAUGUUUCAUCUUGAUCCUAUACUUCCCGCCUCGACCGCCUGUUUAGGCUCCUCUUUGUGUAAAACAUUCCCAUUCUUGUAAAAUGACAUGUAUAAUGGUAAUAAAAUGCACACCAUUAAAUGAGAUCAUGAUUGUACAGAACGGGGAGAGAGAAAAAUCAGCCUCUGGUUUCAGCUGAAGCCACUAAUUGUGGUGUCAACCAAUAUAAAAAUGUUCUCUCGUGACAUAAAGCAUUAGAGGGGUUUUUGGGGAUCAGCGGCCAGCUACUAGAAAAGGCUACACUCAUGGUAGUUUUGAGUGAGCAGGUUCAGUAUUGCACUAAAGAAAUAAAGGGCUCUGUGAGGGACACUAAUGAAACGUAAAGUUAGUAAAGUGUGUUUUAAAAAAUGUUUUAUUGUCUGUAUUUUUGUGCAGUUGAAAGUGACUCUGGCUCCCUGCAUUGAAGGCCUGAUUCUCCUCGAUCGCCUCUGCUACCUCAAAGAACAGGUAAGGCAGUUUCCUUUUGCUUGAACAGCAAAAGACAAAACAGACACCUGAGAAACAAUGAAUAUCCAGGGUACAGUCUUAAGGCUAAAACAUACAGGAUGCGUAUUUCUGAGCAUGGCAGCAGCGUAGCGUAUCACGCAGCAAAUAGGUUGCCAUUCUAAUCAAUGCAGUAAGGCAUACAGGACGUGUAUCAGCUCCAUCGCAGCAUCGUAUCAAGAGCAGCACUGCUAAAGAUACGCAGCGAGUCCAAUUUUGCUGCUCUUCGCUUUCAAUGCGAGUCAAUCCACACAGAGAAGCUCGUUCUAGACCAGAGGUCAAGCUCAAAAAACGGGCAUGUCAUUUGGUAUUUCAAAAUAAAACACCAUAUGCGAACUCCCGACUCUGUAUCAGUUUGUGUAGAUGAGAAAUACUUCCUGGUUAUGGAUUUAUCAGUAACACAGAACAAUCUGAUGGUCAAUCCCUGAUCCAUGUAGACCCCAACAGGACUUUGAACUGUUUACUUGUCUGAAGGUAACAGCACCACAUAAAGGAACAUAGUUUACUUUAUUAAUUAUUGUUUUUGAAUAAUGUUAACCACUCAACAUUAGAGGAACACAAACAUGAAAUUAACCUCUGAAGGUCUCAUGACAAAUGUUUCAUGACUUCCAAGGUGUGGUGAAAUAAAAACUAUGUUUCCUGGUUUUUAUGUUAAACCAAUGAAGUUUUAUACCUAAUUAGCCAAUUUGCCCAGACAGAUUCCCUGUGGUCUCGCUCUUGAUUAUAGACUCUACUUAUGAUGUAACCUAAGUAGUUUUAGUGGAAUAACCCAAAGCAAGGCACUUAUAGGCCUAAAUCAGGCACUUAAUGCAGUUUGACAUCACAUUCCUCUCUUCAAGUUAUUUAUACUAACCUUUUCUGAUAGAAAAAAAAGUUGAUUGGUUUUUAAGUAAUAAUAGAAAUCCCUGAGAAAAGCAAUCUUUUUUUUUUUAAACAGAAUUGGUAUUCCCUGAGCAAACCUGCAAAAACCCAAACUGUAAAAUCAUGUUGCUUUUUCACAUAUAGUAGAGGCUCAACAGUCACUGAAUUAUAUCCAAAUUAGCAGGAACUAGACCACAGAAAGCAAAAACAACCUGUUGAGAGCAUGUUGUUUCCUCAAUACUGAGCCCAGCUGACCGGGGCUGCACUAUGCUGCUGCCACGCUCCAAAUACGCAUCCUGUAUGUGAUAGACAGGGCUGUUCAAUGGAGCAAAUACGGAUCCUGUAUGUUUUGGGGUUUAGACGUCAUAUAACACGCAUGUAGUCUUAGUGAUUUCAUCCACUGGUUUCUGGGGAGAUGUUAGGAAGCAAAAAAGUUGGUGGUCCACGUGUUAGAAAGGCUGACUCAACUUAACUCUCUUUGCAAGUCUAAAAACUUGCAAAGACAUGGAGCUACAGAGGCAAACAUCAAUAUCAUACUAGUUUCUCAUUCUGUUGGUUCAGAAAUAUAAAUUUAAAAAAAUAUCACAUGCAGUCCAAACAUGUAACAAGUGAUUUCCUUCAGCUAAUUAUUUUGUGUAAAUCAGCCUAAAUUAAAACACAACAAUUGUUUUAUAAUGAUACACCAAAUUCAAUUUGUAAUUAAUCAACACAGAGUGAAAACAAACAAUUUAAUCAUGCAGCUCGUUGAUUGGGACUUUAUAUUUGCCUCCCUGAUAAUGAAGGCUGGGGUUGGAAAAUCUUAUCUGAGAUCUUGAAACCUCUUUGAUUCAGACCACUGACAAUAAUACAUGUAGGUGUGGACUUAAUUAAAACCAGCCUGCAUUUGAACAUCCUGUGCCUGAAAAGCCAAAAACAACAUGCCGAUCUGCAGUCUGAGUCAGUGUGAUGAGAUAUGAACAAACCAAAGCUUUGAAGCUAUGAUUACAUGCAGAGCUGUGUGUCUGAUAGACUUCCUUGUGAUAGAGACGUGUAAUCAAACGGGGGAACGACAAAAGCUCUGGUCAGCUUUCGGAGAUCUCGCUCGAGGAGGAGAAGAGGAGUGAUAGACGGAUGUGAAUUUGAUCCACAUGAUGAUAAGCGUGCUGAAGCAUGUUGAGCUUAAAAGAAGGAAACACAGAAAGAGGUUUACAACGAUCUGAGCAGCAGCUUUAAAAUCACAGAAAAUCACACUGUAGAGCUUACUGGAAUUUCAGGAGUUAUCAGGAGUUCGAUCUAUCAAACAAAAGAUACACAGACUUAAAAGAACAAAGUAUUGGUAAUCACAUUUUUAAACUUUUUAAAGACUUUCACGGUUCUCAGAAAUUAAAUCCCGCAGAAUCCGUGAUCCUCUGACUCUCCAGCCUGUGCCACCAUGAGCCCGACAGUUGCUGUUUUUAGUAAACUUCUUCAACAGCAUGUAGGGAUUCUUACUUUUUGGAAUAACAUUCAUGGUUCCCAGAUGAUGAAUAAACAGAUUUGUGGUGAAUUUUGGUACAUUUCGAAGAACUCAGACACUAAAUGAAAUUUGUGUUUGAUUCAUGACCAAACUCCUCUACCUUGCAUCCAGAGUUCAAGAUGUGAAUGAUAUCUGUCAGCUGCAAAAUUGUCUAGUUGUAGAAGUCACAUCCAAACAAAGAUAGUUUAGCCAGGGAUAUACGGACUACAGCGGGGUGACACAGCUCAAGGAAGAACAUUUAUGAUCAUUUCUUUGUCAUUUCCUUGAAUUAAUAAUCAUAUUAAUCUUUUUGCACUGCAGACACGGUAGUUCUUCUGCCUUAGCGUCUCGGUCUGAUUGCAUUUACAUGAAGAAAUAAUUAUAAAUGUUCCUCCGUGAGCUGUGUCACCCCACAGCAGUCUGUAAUGAAUUGGCCCAAGGUCUCACUACAAACAAGCAGCUGCUGGAAGAGAGGAGGUUAGUUGUGUUUAGUCUCUUUGUUAAAGAAAUUAGGCAAAGUUAUACAGAUGUUUGUUGGCUAGUGCUGUGGCUGGGACCUUUUAUGUACUGUUGAUGAAGUUAGGUGCUGUUUUGAGCAUUAUUUGUGGCGUUUUGUUUGAGGUUUGAGUGUGGCUCCUCAGACCGCUGUGUAUUGCUAUCGUGCGGUCAUUACUAAAGUUGGUAUAACUAGAGAAGCAAGCGGUCGGCAACAUUCAUCUCUCAAGGGGGUGUCCAACUUGGUGUUACAGUGUGUUUGACCCUAAAAUAAUUUUAUGCUGGAAUAUCCCUUUAAGCUGUUUAAGGUCUUGUAUUGUUGUAUCUUUUUUUUAAAUAUUGAAUGUGAGGUUGUCUCGUUCUUCUUUAUUCUAUAAUAUGUAAAAAAAACAAAAAACAGUCUUUCUAACUUACUCAAAAACAGCCUUUGAAUGGUCGUCAAGGCUGACUAAGAGGACUCCACCUGAUCAAAUAUUUGCACAGAUGCAUCUCCACUGGGGGAUCAUCUAGAAGAUAAAACUGCAAUAGCUCGAACAUUAUAAGGAAGAGGGGUCACAAAGAUUCUUAUCUCCAUGUGUUUUACAUCCAUGUGUUUAUUAUGAUGUAAUGUGUUUUUGUGUGUGUGUGUGUGUGUGUGUCCUUGUGUCAUGUAGGAGGAUUUAUCAUUCUCAGCACUGGUGCAGCUUUUCGAUCCCGUGCUGUCACCAAGAUGUUACGCUGUCGUUGGGCUGAAGAGGAUGGAAGGAAGAUGUUCAUGCAGAUGAACUUCUCCAUAUGAACAUAAUUAUAGCACCAUCUGAAGGAGUCGUAAUUAUUUGAUUAUAUCAGUAAUCAAUCAUACUUGAAGAAUGAUUGUGGUUUCCUUUAGUACUUGUUUUAAUUAAGUUUAUGAUUUAUUUAUUUGUACGCUGUAUCAUAUUCAAUAAAACUGUAUUUUUUAUCCUCCACUGUUGUUCCACAAUAAAAUAAAUCUUGAAUGUUUU